CUCUUGCUUGUGUUUUCUAUUCCAGGUAACUUGUUCUUGGUGAGUCUGGCCUUGGCCGACCUGGUGGUGGCCUUGUACCCUUACCCACUAGUCCUCGUGGCCAUCUUCCAGGACGGCUGGGCCCAGGGGGAGGUGCACUGCAAGGCCAGUGCCUUUGUGAUGGGCCUGAGCGUCAUUGGCUCCGUCUUCAACAUCACUGCCAUCGCCAUUAACCGCUACUGCUACAUCUGCCACAGCCUGGCCUACCACCGCCUCUGCCGCCGCUGGCACACCCCCCUCUACAUCUGCCUGGUCUGGCUGCUCACCCUGGCAGCCCUGGUGCCCAACUUCUUCGUGGGGUCCCUGGAGUACGACCCGCGCAUCUACUCCUGCACCUUCGUCCAGACGGCCAGCGCCCGGUACACGGGGGCAGUGGUGGCCGUCCACUUCCUCCUUCCCAUGGCGGUCGUGUGCUUCUGUUACCUGCGCAUCUGGGUGCUGGUGCUCCGGGCCCGCAGGAAGGUCAAGUCGGACAACAAGCUGUGCCCCAGGUCCAGCAACGUCCGGAGCUUCCUGAGCAUGUUCGUGGUGUUCGUGAUCUUCGCCGUCUGCUGGGCGCCGCUGAACUGCAUCGGCCUCGCCGUGGCCGUCAACCCAGAAGCAGUGGCUCCCCAAGUCCCCGAGGGGCUCUUCGUUGCUAGCUACUACCUGGCUUAUUUCAAUAGCUGCCUUAACGCCAUCAUCUAUGGGCUCCUGAACCAGAACUUCCGCAGGGAAUUCCAGAAGAUCAUCUCUGCCCUCUGGAACCCACGGCGCUGCAUGCAGGACUCUUCCAAGGGCAGCCAGGCCGAGGGGCCAGAGAGCCAAGCUCUCCCCGAGGUUAGCGCCCAGCGCCCUGUUGGGGCAGAUACUCUGUAGAGCGCUCACUGACUGGGCGACAAUCUCAUGCGAUGGUGGGAGUGAACCUGCUCCCAGGGCAGGAUCGGGCAGCCUGCUGGGCGGUGCUCACCUGUUCACAGGACAGCACACGGCUGGUGGAACUUGAUCCUGUGGACCAG
Messenger RNA from Sus scrofa (pig), 1037 nucleotides. The record is from RefSeq and is a predicted model, not a curated record. NCBI's taxonomy places the organism in Eukaryota, Metazoa, Chordata, Mammalia, Artiodactyla, Suidae.